Molecule: messenger RNA, 538 nt
Organism: Brassica napus (rape)
Lineage: Eukaryota; Viridiplantae; Streptophyta; Magnoliopsida; Brassicales; Brassicaceae
Product: protein BOLA1, chloroplastic
Exons: 1
Coding region: 1-471 (156 amino acids)
Source: RefSeq, a predicted model, not a curated record
AUGUUUUCGUCUUCGAUUAGGUCAAUAAUCGUAUCCGGACUUCACCGUACUCCGACCCUGAAAUCGCCGGCGGUAAAUCCUCCGACGCUCUUCACCUCCGUGCCUAGAUUCUUCCACUCAAGCUCCCCUCGUUUCAGCGACAGUAGAAUCACCAUGAGCAGCGUUGACAAAACCGGAUCGAACUCGGGGAAUCGGGCGAGCAGGAUUAAGGAGAAGCUGGAGAAGGAGCUGGAGCCGGUGGAGCUAGUGAUCGAGGACGUCUCGUACCAGCACGCGGGUCACGCGGGGAUGAAAGGUAGAGGAACCGACGAAGAGACGCAUUUCAAUGUGAAGAUCGUAUCGAAAGGAUUCGAAGGGAUGAAUCUGGUGAAGAGGCACAGGCUAGUGUACGAUCUGCUCAGGGAGGAGCUUGAUAGUGGAUUGCACGCGCUUUCCAUCGUCUCCAAGACUCCCUCCGAGUCCACUCGCUAGAUCUGUUUUAUGUUUCUCUUAUGAGAGAGUUUGUUUUUAAAUUAAUUCGAGUUCUGGUUUUCUAGUA